CUCAAGGAUCUAGAGCACGAGGAGAGCAUGUACAAUGCCGGAUGGUCACUCGGCAAGGAGAAAAUGGGCGAUGUACCUGAUUUCGCCAAAGGUAUUUGGGAUACGAAUGUAACUAGUACAUGUCUACCAGCGUGUAUUGAUGUAUUACUUUAA
This is a messenger RNA of Sphaeroforma arctica JP610, 153 nucleotides long. RefSeq lists its product as hypothetical. The transcript has a single exon. The annotation marks the transcript as partial. NCBI's taxonomy places the organism in Eukaryota, Ichthyosporea, Ichthyophonida. The record is from RefSeq and is a predicted model, not a curated record.